AAGCCCCAUAAUGUCAUGGGUCAUGCAAUGCGCUGGUCGUCGUGGACUUUACAUUUCUAUACCUUCACACUACGCAGACGUCAUCUGCACCGUACUCAGAUCAGCUCUUCUCCCUCCUAUUCAGUCUGGCUGGUGCGUUAACGGAUUGAGAUUUGCAGAACAUUUUAAGAAAGAUUAACCGUCAGGUUGUCCAAAAAAAAAAAAGAAAAAAAAAAAAAAAAAAGAAAAAAAAUCGCACCGCUGCUUCACUGUUGCGGAUUUUUUCCCCCCCUUCUGUUUGUCUCUUCGGGGGAAGCUGUCGCGGAUCCCUCCUUGCAAACUUCGCGUCUCGCCUCGGCUCCUCCACUGUCAGCCGGGUGGUGAUCUUCGUAGGAGGCGUCUAUGUUUGUUUAAUUGCCCGGCGGCGCACAUGCACGGUCGUCCUCGCCGCUGCUGGACAACCAGGGCUGCCCUUCAGAAGAAGGCAGAAGAAGAAAAAGGAUAAAGCAAAAGGUUAAAAAGAAGGAGAAAAAAUUGGGAGAUUUUCCCCCCCAGCGAGGACGCAGCGCAGCCGCCGUUAAACAUAUCUAAGGACAAUUGACUGAUUGAGACCAGACGGCCACAGGUAUGGAUAUUCUUCCGAGAUCUCCGUGCGCCUGAGUUGGGCUUUUUUUUUUUUUUUAAUCGAGAUCAUUGUCACUGAUGAGUGGGAUUACUCAUGAAGCUGUCGAUUAUUUUUUCAUCAUGCUCAAGAAUAUUUCAAGUAAUAAUGGGAAUCUGGUUUAGUAUCACAAAUACCAUGUAGUGUUUGGACGACGGAGAGAACGCCAGCGAUCAGAAAUACCUAACCCCGCCGGUAUGGGACUGUGACCCGGGCGGGGAGCUCCGUGAGGCGGCUGUUCUUUGCGUGCAGACUGGACCCGAGCAGUUGUGACAUUUCUGAGCCAUGGCCGCUGCCAUCGCGAGUGGGCUGAUCAGACAGAAGAGGCAAGCGCGGGAGCAGCACUUGGACCGACCCUCCACCAACCGACGGAGGAAGAGCCCCAACAAGAACAAGGGGCUCUGCAAUGGGAACCUGGUUGACAUCUUCUCAAAAGUGCGCAUCUUCGGCCUGAGGAAGCGGAGGCUACGGAGACAAGAUCCCCAGCUCAAGGGUAUAGUGACCAGGUUAUAUUGCAGGCAGGGAUACUACUUGCAAAUGAACCCAGAUGGCUCUCUUGAUGGGACCAAGGAUGACAGCAGUAAUUCCACAUUGUUCAACCUUAUUCCUGUGGGCCUGCGAGUUGUCGCCAUUCAGUCAGUGAAGACAGGGUUAUACAUCGCCAUGAACGGGGAGGGCCAUCUCUACACAUCAGAACUCUUUACAGCUGAGUGCAAGUUCAAAGAGUCAGUGUUCGAGAACUACUACGUGAUCUACUCAUCCAUGCUGUACAGACAACAGGAGUCGGGGAGAGCAUGGUUCCUGGGGCUCAACAAAGAGGGCCAAGCCAUGAAGGGGAACCGAGUGAAAAAAACAAAACCAGCUGCUCACUUCCUGCCCAAGCCAUUAGAAGUCGCCAUGUACAGAGAGCCAUCGCUGCACGACGUCGGAGAGACGGUACCCAAGGUGGCCGUGCCUCCCAGUAAAAGCACAAGCGAGCCAGUGGUGAUGAACGGAGGCAAACCUGUCAGCAAGCCCGACAAACCGGCCACAUAGCCACACCUGACCCGGUGCCCGGUGUGAGUGCAUGCGUGGGAGAGGAGGAAUGUAACGGAGGGAGGUCUUUUUCUUUUCUCCAGCUAGACUCCAAACCCUCUUUUUUUUUUUUUUUCCUGUGGAUGACAUCCAGCUGAGACUACCUUCUUUUUUUUUUUUUCUCUCUCGCUCCUCCUCCGACUCCGACUCCCUUUCUCUGGCUGUGAAAGCGCAGACUGAUUCUGGGAUUGCUCAGUCUAUCCAGCACAGGAGGGAAGAGAACUUCUGAUCCUGUAAUGCCUUUAGAUCCCUUUGAAAUUGCGAGAAUUGAACUGAAUGACACGUGGUUCACACUGACGCAUGAUGCUGGCUUUUGUUGGAAUAACCCCCCCCACCUCCCUCCCCCCUCUCUAUAAUGCCCUGUCGCAGCAGAGUCUGCGUACCUUCAGAUCUAUUUUCUAUAUCACAGUUCACCAGCUAUGUUCUGGGAUAGAGACUGUAUAGACAGAGUAAAUAACUGGACUGUUGUCCUAUAUUUUUUACGAGUACGUCCCCCCCCCCUCUCCUUCUCUUUCUAAUGCUGGUCACAUACUUUUACUUUUUGUCACAACGAAACUAGAAAAAAGAUUUUUUGCAAAAGAGGAGUUGUAUGUUUUUUUUUUUUUUCUAAGAAAGACAACUAACAAAAAAACCAACCAGUACACACUUUAACGAGUGCGAAUAAACUUUUUUGUUUUCCGUCUACAACACGCGUACACCUAAGAGCAGUCGAAGAAAGUUUGAGCAGCUUCUCCGCGGCUCAUAAAAACACACUGGAGGCUGGCAGACGGCUCCCGUAAUCAUAGUUGAUGAAGUGCUAAUUACCGCCGCUGCAAUCAAUGCGAGGAGCUCCCUGCGCGCACAUACACACACACACACACACACACACACACACAAAUAUUUCUAAACAGAUGUGCGUGUGGGUGGGUGGGUAGGAGAGCGCUGUAAGGAAUGGUGUAUACAUAUCACUAUCUGUGUCCCACCAGCGGUUCAGUCCGCCUUCUCCGGUGAAUGAAGAAAAAAAGGGGAGGGGGGGGGGAUCCUGAAGUCUAUUUUUCUUUAAUCUUAUUUCAGAGCGUGGGCUCUAGGAAAUAUCUCUAGGCCUUGUAGGCCUCUGUUCCUCACUCACCGACUUCUUUGGACAUUGAAGCAAGGCUUUUUUUGGCUUCGACCCAGAUGCUCUAUAACUGCAGCAAAUGGCAGCCAUCUUGUGGCAGCAUCUACUUAAAGCAAAGAAAACAACAUGGCUGAAAACCAAUAGGCCCUAUUUAUAUGUGUGCUGCAUCCCUAUUUGGUUCAGCAAUCUAAAGCAUGGAUAAGGUCACUAUUGUUCCCACUUUGCAGCAGUUAUACUACAGAUGGCUUCUAGUGUAUCUGUGUCUCUGUAUAAAACUUAGGGAAAACGACUUUUGAAACUCAUAACUUUUUAAGCAACUAAAUGAUAUAUUAUUAUUAUUAUUAAUAUUAUUAUAAAAGGAUUUGUCUCCUAGCUCAGCAUGCAGAGUCCAGUACUGAUCAUCUUGGCCUAUCACGUGCCUGUUUGGACCUUUAUUCCCGGCAUGCAAAAAUGAGAUCCCAGUCCCCACUGGGCCAAAGGUGCCUCACUCACCCGAUGGAUCCAUGGAAAGGACGCGUAGCAUUAUCCAUUGAACCACCAACACUCAGAUGUGUUCACUCUGAAACAACCAAAGUCUGUUUUUUUUCCAUCCCAAGAAGAGCUUAUUCUUAAUCAAUAUGAAACAAAAAAUAAACAUAUAUAUAUA
Molecule: messenger RNA, 3456 nt
Organism: Fundulus heteroclitus (mummichog)
Lineage: Eukaryota; Metazoa; Chordata; Actinopteri; Cyprinodontiformes; Fundulidae
Gene: fgf14
Product: fibroblast growth factor 14
Exons: 5
Coding region: 926-1675 (249 amino acids)
Biological process (GO): positive regulation of protein phosphorylation; fibroblast growth factor receptor signaling pathway; regulation of cell migration
Cellular component (GO): cytoplasm
Molecular function (GO): fibroblast growth factor receptor binding; growth factor activity
Source: RefSeq, a predicted model, not a curated record